AUGUCCACCGUUUCCACCGCGUUGCCCGGUAUAUGGCGGUCAUGUCGAAUUUCAGCACGACAAACGGCUAGGACUUUUGCGACAACUACUGAGCUUCCACGACCUCCGCCUAAAGAUAGCCCGCCAACCGAAACCUUUUCUUCGCCAUCCAAACCACGACCGUACCAACGCCCUCAGCGGGAUCUACCUCCACUCCAAAGAAAAUGGCCCAUCGUACUUGUUUUCGGAAGUGUGGGUGUAGGCGCAUGGGUCGCGUUUCUUACCUGGAGUCAUAACCAAGAGAGGUUGUCCAGUUCGGUCGUACGCCAAAUCAUGGAGACGGUACGCGAAAGUCCGGAGCUGUCCGAAGUCCUAGGAGAAGCUAUUCGUCCUGAGCCAGUUUGGUGGUUGAACGGAGAUCCUUGGAUAAAUGGUGCGAUACACUUGAUGCAGGGUAAUAUUGACCUUAGCUUCCGAGUGAAAGGACACAAGCGUGCCGGUACAUUAUAUUUUACAAGCAUUAGAAAAGCUAAAGGGGAGCUCUUCACUAUCCUCCGCUUCAAAGUAAUAGGAGAUGAUGGAACAAUUGUAAAUGUUCCAGCCAAGUCUUUGUAG
Molecule: messenger RNA, 594 nt
Organism: Fibroporia radiculosa
Lineage: Eukaryota; Fungi; Basidiomycota; Agaricomycetes; Polyporales; Fibroporiaceae
Exons: 5
Coding region: 1-594 (197 amino acids)
Biological process (GO): mitochondrial respiratory chain complex IV assembly
Cellular component (GO): mitochondrial inner membrane
Source: RefSeq, a predicted model, not a curated record